ACGCCGACAAGCCAACAAACGGCGGCUGCUGCUGCAUGGACCAUGUCAGCGCACUUUCAGCAAAACCGCUCUCCGAAACCAAGUCGGGGCCCCCGGACAUGCAACGCGAAGCGGCGUGGCUGAAGCGCAAAAAGGAAUUUCGUCGUUGGCAACGCCGCCGCUGCAAGAGUUUUACGGACUCCGACUUGGAUGAACUCCGAGCUUGCAUUGAACUCGGAUUCGGGUUCGAAUUUGAUUCCGCCGAUUUGGACCCCAAGUUGUCGAGUGCUUUUCCAGCUUUGGACUUUUACUGUGCCGUGAAUAAACAGUUCCACUCCAGGAGUGAUAGCUUGUCCAGGUCUUCUUCGUCGGUGACUGUUGCUAGCUCUGACUCUGACACGUCGCGGUCGUCUGCUGGAAGUUCCUCCAGUUCUCUUUUCGAGCCUGGUGAUGAUCCGGAGGUGAAGAAAACGAGAUUGAGGCAGUGGGUGCAGGUGGUGGCAUGCACAGUUCGACAAUGUUCGCCCAGAUGAAUGUUGUUUUAUCCAUGGUUAACUGGAGACUAAGAAAGAAUGAAAUAAUUGGCAACGUCAAGUAAUCUUGCUGUCAUAGAUUUAGAAGAAAGAAAUGGUUUAGGUUGGUUGAUUCCAAUAGACAAUGAUCCAACUGUUAAAUGUUUGCGA
Messenger RNA from Coffea arabica (coffee), 662 nucleotides. RefSeq lists its product as uncharacterized. NCBI's taxonomy places the organism in Eukaryota, Viridiplantae, Streptophyta, Magnoliopsida, Gentianales, Rubiaceae. The record is from RefSeq and is a predicted model, not a curated record.